This is a messenger RNA of Coccomyxa subellipsoidea C-169, 1323 nucleotides long. RefSeq lists its product as hypothetical. Lineage: Eukaryota; Viridiplantae; Chlorophyta; Trebouxiophyceae; Coccomyxaceae. The record is from RefSeq and is a predicted model, not a curated record. Bases 1 to 1323 code for a protein of 440 amino acids. The transcript has 7 exons.
AUGGGCUGGUGUCUACUCUGUGUGUCAUGUUUGCCCAUCGCUUGGCAUGGCACGGCCAGGUUUUCCUGGGAUCCACGAAAAGUGAAGGACGUCACCUACAAUGCCAGAGUGGCUGUUUCUCCGGAAGCGCCCGUCCAGCAGGCCCCCAUUCGGAUCACAGUGCUGGGAUCAUGGUGGGCAGCCCUCUUGCUGGUCUGCACCACCAUGAUGGUCUUGGCAUCCUCAUUCACCGCCUUCAUAUUGUAUGUGCGGCCACUCCUGAAGAGGGCGGAGCUCGCAGCAUUGGCGUGUGAGACAGCGGCGCAAGAGCUCGAGAAGGCAUCCGUUGAAAUGGACAAGGCAGCUGAGGUGAUAAACACAGACAUGCCGACCACCCUGAAUGCAGUGGAGCGCGCAAGCAUCGAGUUUGAGGAGCUGGGGCGCAAUCUGAACAUGCUCAGCGGCCCCAUUAGGCGCGCGGCCGUGCCGGCACUCGCUGUGCGCACAAUGGGGUCCAGCACCGGCGACGGCAUGCGCAGAAUCGCGCAAGAUGUCACAUCCCUGACACAGGCGCUCACUCCCGCCAUGGAGGGCUGGAAGAGGCGCAUCGGGCGGAUAGCAACCAAUUUUGAGGCGGCCAACAAGGACACGAUUCAGCCGCAGCAGCAGGACGGCCAGCAGGCAAGCCUGGCUCCUCUCUGCACUUCUGAGGCGAGCAAAGCAUCGUCCCCCGGCAAGGCCAGGGAGCGCACGGGGGACGUGUCCAGCCCGCACUCUGUCUGGACGAGCUUUCCCGACGCCGUCGAGGCAGGAAAAGCGCGGCUGGGAGCUGCCAACGGCGCAGGCACGGCCGAGGCUGCGGCAGCGAGGGAGGAGAUGGUGUCUGCCGCAUCGGGCAUGAUGGCCGAGGCCAGCCGGCUUGCAUCAGACAUCGUCUCUGCAGAAGCGACCACUGCGAGCGCGCAAGGGAAGGGGAGCGGCAGGGGCGAGAAGGAGAGCGAGGGCGGCGCUUCUGAUGCGGAGCUCUUGCGGCGGAGGGAGGCGGCACAGGCCGUUUUCAAGGCCCUGUUCAAAGCGCAGGAAGCCGCUGCGGCAGCCGCUCAAGCAUCAGGUGAGCUGGAGUCAGCGCUACAGCUCGCCGAAGAGCAUGCCUGGUCUGAGACGCUGCCUGACGGCAACGGCAAGGGAGAUAAGAGUGAUGACAACGAUGGCAUGGGGUAUUCAAUGGAGGGCAGACAGGAUGAGCAGGCCGACAGGGGAACCACCAAGAUAAGGAGAGGCGGUGGCAAGUCUGUUGAAGCUGGCGAGAGCAAGGCCAAAUCAAGGAGUGGCUACAGGUGGUAA